UGGGUGGCACUGCCGGGUGACACUGCGGGGUGACACUGCGGGGUGGCACUGCCGGGACAUGGCCGGGGCCCGGCUGUGGCUGCUGCUGGCACUGCUGGCCGGGCACGGGGCACGGCCGGGCCGGGCUGGGCAGUGCCAGGAUGGGGAGCUCAGGACGGUCUGGGAAGGUGGCACCAAGUGCUGCCCCAAGUGCACCUGGAUGGGAGGAAGCCCCGCGCCCUGCCAGGCGGCGCAGGACCACGACUGCAAAUGUCCCCAGGGCCACAGCUGCUCCGACAAGCAGUGCCAGUUCUGCAUGAAACUGCCCCAGUGCCAGCCCGGCUGGGAGCUCAGCAGGAUCGCAGGAGGUGUGAAUUUCCGGUUUCAGUGCAAGCCCUGUGAGAACGGCUCCUACUCCAGCAGCAGGAACAGCUGGUGCCGCAACUGGACUGACUGCGAGAGCAGCGGCUUCGUCACCCUGCGGGAGGGGAACAGCACCCACAACUCCGUGUGCAGCCUGCCCGUCCGAGCCCUGGAGCCAGCCCGGGUUGCUCUGGAAUUCCCCUCCAGCACCAUCCUGGCCAUCCUGGUGGCCGUGGCCCUGUUCGUGCUCAUCCUGCUGACAUUCCUGCUGCACUUCUGCAUCUGGAGCCUCCGCAGGGACAGCAAGCUGCUGCCCGGGGCCGCAGAUUCCCUCCCCACCUUCCCGCGGCUGCCGCGGCUCCCGCAGCGCCCGCUCCAGGGGGAGGAAUCCUACAGCAUCCAAUUCCCGGAGGAGGAGCACGGCGACAAGAGCGAGGAUAAGCUUUCCGUGCUGUCCCUCAAGGCGUACGGCGAGCUCCGCUAGCGGGACCCGCACCGGGAACGCGGGGCUGGGCUGCGCUUCCCAAAAUCCCAGCCCGGCCCCGGGGGAUGGGAGCCGGCCGGGGCUGCUCCCUGGGGAGAGGAGCGCGCUCAGGGCGAGCUUGGGCUUGUUUGUCCCCUAAAAAAAGCUGGAAUUUAGGGAUAGAUCCUGCUGGGGUUGGUUCAGGAGGAGAGGAGAUUUCUCAGGAUAUGCUGAUUUCCAGGAGUGGGAAUUGUGGCCACAUCUCCUGCUUUUCCCACAUCUGCUUUUCCCACAUCAUCUCCUGCUUUUC
Molecule: messenger RNA, 1115 nt
Organism: Pyrgilauda ruficollis (rufous-necked snowfinch)
Lineage: Eukaryota; Metazoa; Chordata; Aves; Passeriformes; Passeridae
Gene: TNFRSF18
Product: TNF receptor superfamily member 18
Exons: 6
Coding region: 59-826 (255 amino acids)
Biological process (GO): positive regulation of cell adhesion; negative regulation of apoptotic process
Cellular component (GO): plasma membrane; external side of plasma membrane
Molecular function (GO): protein binding; tumor necrosis factor receptor activity
Source: RefSeq, a predicted model, not a curated record